AAAAUGUUUAAUAAUUAAUAUUGGUUGUAUGUAGAAUAUGCAUACGUACGUAGCCUGCUUACUGUCAGUGAAUUUAUUAGAUGUCAUAGCAGAAUCCUUGGAAGAAUUUUUCCUUUUAUUUUAAGAAUAUCAAUGCUAACACACUAUAUUAUAAUUUAUAUAUAUAUAUAUUACUUUCCUCAUAAAAUUUCGACUUACUUUGCACGUAGUAGGCUAAACCUUAUUAGGUAGGAUCAAUAAAAUUUUGUAAGUGUUGUUAUAUUAUAAAAAAAUAUAAAUCUGAUUGGCUGAAUAUAUGUUGAAGCUUUGGUGACAGUAACUGUAUGGACUGAACAUGUGAAUGUGGAAGGAAUAUAUGUCUUGAACAUUGCAGUGUUUAACUUAAACUUUAAGGUUUCAAAUUUACUGUGUCAUGGCUGUUAAGAAGAUGAAGCUGCCAAAAUAGACUUCAGAAACACAUGAAUCCAAGCAGCUUCAGCAACAUAAAACAUUUUCUCAUUCUGGAGAUUUUAAGGAAAUUUCUGAGAGACUCUCAGGAAAGCGUACCAUGAAAGAAUUUCAGCUGAUAGAAUAUUUAUUAGAGCAAAAAGAAGAACUAAAGAAUUGUGGGCUUACUGAAGAAGAGAUAAAUACCUAUCUAAGUUUUCUUGGAAAACUGGGUGGAAAGAAACGUUAUCUUUCUAUGGAACCAUCUAUUCAAAAGAAAUGGCUGAAAGAAAUUAAGGAAAAAAUUUGCUCACAUUAUAAAACAAUUAAUGAAGUUCCCAACAGCAGCAUGAUCAAACAGCUAACCCGCCAAGAAAUGGAUAUUGAGAAGACUCUCUAUGCUGGUUGUGAAACUAAGAAGCAUCUUCAGUUUUUAGUCACUUCCAGAGAAAUGUCACAGCUAUCUUCUGAUGAUCCAUUUGCUUAUAUUAGCUGUUUAGCCCAACAAAUUGGACAGAAGAGCUCCAUGAUUAGUGAUCAGAAUGAAUAUGACAGUCAUACAAAGCUUCAACAAAAACAUAGCUGUUCAUUCUCACAGAACAAAAAAUGUUGUAAUGUAGACUGUAAAACGGAAACUGAUUGUGAACAGGAGUUUGAUGAUGUAGAUUCUAAAACUAAAACCAAUUUAGCACCAGGAAAAAGUUCUUCAGAAAUAAAACUUUGUGACAAAGACCUUGAAAUAAAAGAAAGUCUAACAUCAACAAAGAAUUCUUCAGUGUUUCAUGUCAGUGUUCCACUUAAAGAAAAAGAAAUCAGAGAAAACAAACUAAGCUUGGAUGAAAUUAGGAAGUUACCUAGAUUUAGUGAUUACCAUCCAGGGAAAGAGAGUCAGGUGUUGUUUAUAAAGAAUCUUCAUCCAAAGGUAUAUGUUGAGGAGUUGGUUGCAUUAUUCAGCAGCUUCGAGCCAGUAAAGUAUAGACUUCUUAAAGGGCGUAUGAAAGGCCAAGCUUUUAUUGAGUUUUCAAGUGUUGAGAAAGCAGUUGCUGCUCAACAUCUGGUCACUGGCUAUUUACUUAGGGGAAGACCUGUUAUCAUAGAAUAUGGACGAGGACACCAAAAUCAAUGAAACAGUAAUUUAUACAAAGCAAGAAGAGAGAGAAAAAUAGAUGGAGUCUACAUUAAUGAAUUCUCUUCCACUUAUGUUGGCAUUCAGACAUAUAGGAUUAUUGAUUAAGAUCAACAUGUUGAACCAGUGCUGCUGUGACAUAUUCAACUCUGUGGUUGUGAAACAUAACUUACUAACUUCAUUUCUGUUGUAAAUAAAGAUCUCUGUUCUUGCCUAACAGAA
This is a messenger RNA of Limulus polyphemus (Atlantic horseshoe crab), 1774 nucleotides long. RefSeq names its product RNA-binding protein 41-like. Bases 548 to 1552 code for a protein of 334 amino acids. Gene Ontology annotation, cellular component: U12-type spliceosomal complex. Lineage: Eukaryota; Metazoa; Arthropoda; Merostomata; Xiphosura; Limulidae. Gene Ontology annotation, biological process: mRNA splicing, via spliceosome. The transcript has 6 exons. The record is from RefSeq and is a predicted model, not a curated record. Gene Ontology annotation, molecular function: pre-mRNA intronic binding; U12 snRNA binding.